Molecule: messenger RNA, 4373 nt
Organism: Hyla sarda
Lineage: Eukaryota; Metazoa; Chordata; Amphibia; Anura; Hylidae
Exons: 15
Coding region: 541-3810 (1089 amino acids)
Source: RefSeq, a predicted model, not a curated record
AGCAGUGACAAACAUCUGGUAAUGAUCAGGCCCCCUCUCUACCCCCAUCCCAAAUCCCUAUAGUGGAGAAGGAUCCUAAAACAGAUCUUGGUGUUUUACAGCAACGUGUACAUUAAAGGUUUCGGAUUUCAGAGAAAAGUAACACACUCUUUUUGGUUUUUUUUUUAAUCCCGGGUUUCUGGGAAUGAGAGGGGUGGAGAAGAGGAAGCGGGGAAGUGGCCUUCACAAAAAAUUAGGGCAGACAUGCGGUGGAGGAGACAAGAUGCUCAUUACUAAAUAUCCUGUGAGUCACGCCCACCAUUGAAUCAUCAGAAUGACAGCGACUUAUAAACACUCGGGAUUUUGAUCAUGUGCCUAAAGGGAGUGAAAACAGAACAUAUUUAAGCACUUUCCGGAGAUGUCUGGAUCCAGGAGCAUCUGCAUAUGACUUUUGAUAUGUUGAAACACUAUAACCAACAAUUUGGAGAAGACAUACCAUCUCCGGACCACUGUGCCCUUGAGAUCCUCAACAUAGUGUUCCCAUAUUGCCUACUACAUUGAAUGAUAAACUUUUCUUCUAGAAAAAAUUUGCAGAUUUUCUUAGUUCUUAAUUUUAAGGGACCUGAUAGCAGAAUAAAAGGAGACAUGGCAUCUUCAAACUUAACAGUAGUCGUGUUGCUUGGGAUUUUCUUGGUCAAUAAGUGUCAGAACCUUAUUAAAAACACCAAGGAGAUAAAUAUGGAAGGACGACUCAUCAUCAGUGAAGUUAACCCAGAUAACCCUGGCCAUGAUAUCGCUGAGUUUCUUGAACUUCAUCAUACUAGUGGACAAAAUGUCUCUCUCGAUGGCUUUACGUUGGUCUUCUACAAUGGCAAAACCAACACAGCCUAUAAAGUGCUAAACUUAACUGGAUACACCACAGAUAAGAAAGGGUUCUUUCUCAUUGGGUCUUCGAGUGUUAGACCAGUUCCCAACAUUAUCUUACCAAACAACACUAUCCAGAAUGGACCAGAUGCUAUAGCUCUUUAUUUUGGAAAGGGACCUUACGAUACAUCAAUGCGUGUAACCCGUGAUGGGUUAGUGGAUGCCCUGGUGCACAAGACAAGGAGCACAGACCAAGCUGAUGAUCUUGUCAAUGUCUUGACGCCAGGAAUGGAGGCCUUCUUGGAGGAUGUAAAUUAUCAGAUCACUGAUGAGUCCAUUGGGAGAUGCUUGGAUAUAAAUGGACAGCUCACCUUCCAAUUGACACAUCUGUCACCAGGCAGCGAGAAUUACUGCAGCGUGACUUUAGUCGCACUGAAUGAAAUUUCAUCUCCAUAUGCUGAUGAUUUAUACGUAGAAAUCCAUGGGCCGUCCUCCACCUUUCUCUAUGGCCUGACCCUGGCAUUUAUCAGUGGAAUGGACCAAUCUGUCUAUUACGCUACGGACAUCAAAGGUCAGACUGACACCAAUGGCUUGUUUCUGCUCGUAAGUGAAAAGCACGAUAAUCGAGCUCAGCAGACACUACCUGACAGUGCUCGCUUGUUCAAGAAGGGUGGCGGCGCAGUAGCGUUGUAUAAGGGGAAGAGCAGUGAGGUUUUGCAGAACAAGCGGUACACUACAAGCGGAUUGAUCAACGCGCUGGUAUAUGGUGACUACGAAGACAUGGCAGCUCAUCCUCUUCAGGAUAUGACCAUAGGAAAUAAUAUAAUUUACUGGCAUACAUGGGAUGUAAACAUUUCUGCCAGCCUGUGCAGCGAGGAUGAGGACCCCCUUUUUAUACUUGGAGGCAGCACUCCAGGACAGCCGAAUAAUUGCCCCCAAGGGUUGGCGCAACACAGUCUGAGACUAUGCUUUGAGAUAACUACAGAUUGCUCUGAAUGGGAAGGAGACCAAGUCCCCUCGAAGGUUCUCAAUGCUGUGGUCAGGUCCUGGCAGUCUCAAUGCAAAUGUCACGUAUCUUCGAGCUUAUUUACUGAUGCCAAUCUCACUUGCCAGUCACACCAGUUGACUCUUCAUGUCAGACCGAACGCUACAUUAUCACCUCAAAACGCCGAACUUGAUGUCGCCCUGCCCUUUGUAUUAAUAGGGAGAGUUAUUAAUGUGCAGAACAAGAAUGCUACCUUCACCGUCUGCCCACAAGCUGAUGAGAAGCCAACUCCAACUCUAGCUUCUAUUUCUACAGGACCCCCGACCAGCACGCCUCCUGUACUUCUGAUCAGUGAAGUGAACCCCAAUAAUCCAGGAUCAGCUGAAGAUACGGAAUUUGUGGAGCUUUACCACACAAGCAAUAGCUCGGUCAGCCUUGCUGGUUACUGGCUUGUGCUCAUCAAUGGAAAAAACAAUUUGGUAUACAGUGUUCUGAACCUCAAGGGGCACUACACGGAUAAGAAUGGCUACUUCCUGGUAGGCAGUGCCAAGGUGACACCAAAGCCUCACAUUGUGUUACGUUCAAACACCAUACAGAAUGGGGCAGAUGCUGUCGCUCUGUAUUAUCGUCCGGGAAAGGAAUAUAUUGUCAACAAACCUGUGACUAAUGAUGGGCUGGUGGACGCUGUGGUGUACGUCUCACAAGCAAGAGAUGACGCUUCUGGCCUUCUUAAUGUUUUAACUCCGAAACAGCAAGCUAUAUGUGAAGAUGAAAGAUUUCUGGUGGAGGAUGAGUCUUUGAGUCGCUGCCAUGGUUUUACACUGUUGGAUCAUUCCAGCUUUAAGAUCACUAGGAUUACGCCUCUUACGAAGAAUGACUGUGAGACUGAAUUAACUUCCAGAGCUCCCUUUGUUACCUCAAGCCUGUCUACAGUCUCUACUUAUCCUGGGACACCUUUUACUCCCAUGAUUUUCAUCAGCGAGGUGGGGGUGUUGCAGGGAUCUAUCGCAUACAAUUUCAUUGAACUUAAGGGACCCCCCGGAGCCCAAGUUCAGGAUUACACAUUGGUGAUCUAUUCUAGCGAUGGGAAGGUCUAUCACAGAAUUGGUUUACAAGGCAACAUCCGAGAUAAUGGGUUGUAUCUCAUUGGUACCAAUGACACUAGUGACCAGCAACUUCCCUUGAUCUAUCGACCAUACAUUCUUAGCCCCGAGGCCAUAGCUCUCUACAGGGGGCGCCCUGAGUCAUUCCCUGCUGGAUCCUUCCUGACUAAAACAGAUAUUUUGGACGCCUUUAUUUUAUCAUGGAAAAAUAGCUCAAGAACAGAAGUUCUAAGAGAUUUGACUCAACACAUUGUCACCUUCUAUGAAACCCAACAAUUGGUGUCAGUGAGUCUCUGCACGCAACCUGGCGGAUCAUCUACCUCAAUACUGCCCGUCCAACAACCGAGCCCAGGCUCCGAAAAUAUCUGUCCUUCCUCAGCCACCGCAAUACAGCUUGACCUUUGUGUAAAGGACUCCAGCAUGGAUUGCUCUGAAUGGCAGUCGGUGGAGCAAAGUGUGCUGGAUAGAAUGAAGAUCAGCCUCAGCCAGUCCAUGCAGCACCACUGUUCAUGUACAGCCCCUCCAUCCUAUAUACAAGAUGUGAAUGUUAUUUGUAGCCAGGAGAAGCUUUCCAUCUCCGGUAAUGUAUUGACCACACUCAGUGACCAACACCUCAUACGAAGAUGGAAUGCAGACAUAAUCAGCCACGGAGAUCAAUUCACUUUACAAGGCAGCUCGAUGGGCUCUUUCAUGGUGUGUCUAAUGCCAGAGAGGAUACAAGGAUCUUUUAAAGCUUGGCAAGUCUCUCUCCUGGUGUUGCUGUUACUGCUCCUAAUAUGUGGAGUUAUUGGGUUAAUAUUCUACCUGCGUAAAAGGAGUCCUCAGAACUAUACAACCAUUGAAAUGAAUCCACAUACAGAGUUAACAUUCGAAUACUGAUGACUGAAGCCCCACCAGUAAGAACGUGGACUACACACAGGGGACACAUCUCAAGCUCAGCCAUGUCUAGGAUCACGUCUUAGCUGGGGUCCAAGCGUGCUCAACUUUAAAACUCCUCCAAAUGACAAAUAUCCAAGGAUAUACAACUAUUAAAAAGCGGACAUCCUUAGUCUGGUAUUACAAUGCUAGAAUAUACCCAAUCCAAGACCAUCAAUCCUUAAUAUCUCAGAUCAAAGACAUCUGGAUUUCCAUCACAAUGGAGGAAGCUUCUCUAAUGACGUUCAGUCUCUCGGUUAUAGGUCACUAAUGGAUAGAAUAUACUGAAGUCACUUUAGUUGGGAUUUCUAGCUCAAGAGCAGAUGCCAAGGCCCAAAGAAGAUGAAUGCUACUCGAUGGCUCCACAUGAUGGAUGGGUCCGAUCCAAUUAACUGUCUUGGAGACGGAGAUUUACUCACCGUUAUUAGGCUUUAGAUUUCUUCAGUUUUGCAAAGCAAAGGACAUGAAUAUUUUUGUACAGUUUUUGUUUUCCAAGAAAAAAUUUUUAAUUAAAAAAUAAAAUAAAA